Molecule: messenger RNA, 3320 nt
Organism: Phymastichus coffea
Lineage: Eukaryota; Metazoa; Arthropoda; Insecta; Hymenoptera; Eulophidae
Exons: 10
Coding region: 39-2696 (885 amino acids)
Biological process (GO): carbohydrate metabolic process
Molecular function (GO): hydrolase activity, hydrolyzing O-glycosyl compounds; carbohydrate binding
Source: RefSeq, a predicted model, not a curated record
GCAGAAUGUAACGUUUAAAUGCAGUAUUAGUGUUCGACAUGGAGUUUGGAAAAUAUAAAGAUUCGAUUUGGCUUUUGAAUAAGAAAAAAACAGCAAAUUGCAACGACUGUUUCUACACGUCUCCGUUUGUCAAGUACGUGCUACCAAGUUUCCUCGUUGUGCUGCUAAUCCUAACUUUCACUUACUUCGGACUGCUCACCUGGUUGCCACUCGGAGACGCAGACAGUCAAGCAACAUGCCAUUUGCAGCCGAGUUAUUACGUGUCUUGCCUUCCUGAUAGACAGAUAAUCCCAAAAGAUGAUUGUCUCAAACUUGGGUGCUGCUGGAGAGAAGACAUGAGAAUCUGUUAUCACUCCUUUCCUUCGAGAUACGGAUAUAAGGUGGAUGAAUAUCAGUGGACAUCAGAUGGUUUAGAGGGAAGCGUGACCGCCACGAGAAUGCUCAGCCCAGCGGGUAAGCCAGCCCGAGGUCGUCUGGGCUUUAGCGUGCGUCGAGUGGGCGGCAACGACUUUCGGAUAGUCCUGGGCGCGAAGCCGGAACGACGAGGCUCCGCUCAGAGCUCCGGCGCAUCGCCGAGUGUGAAGCUGCUCGCUGAUUACGGACAUAUUUUCGACUUUCUGCCGCGCGGCAAUAAGGCUCGCGUUGCAGAGUUCUCUUUGAGCGACGACCCGUCGACGAAGCUGCUGCUCCACGAGCCCCAUUUCGCUUUGAGCAUUCUGCGAGGUGAAGACGAGCUGGUCUUUAGCACAGCUCGCGGGCCCCUCAUAAUGACGGAUAAUUACUGGGAGUUAACGUUAUAUUUGGCAAGUGGCAGCAGCUUACAAGGCCUCGGCGCCCUGCAGCUCAACGGAACGACCAAUUGGAUUUACAACAAUGAAAAUCGAACAAUAAAGCCUGCCUUACUUGCUCUUCGAUCUAACGUCGCUUGCCAACUUAAUUAUCAAGCUCCCAUCGAAAUUCAAGUGUUAAACGGCUCGAACCUCGUGAUCGUCCGAGGUAUCUCCAUCCCCGACAGCGGUUUCACAUUAAAUCUCUACAGCGGCUCGUCUGCCUCGCGAACCAUUGCAAAGCUCAGCGACACUCGCAACCACUCUCGUCUACUGUCGGUCGACCGUAUCGGAUUACAGCUGUGCCCGGACAACCACGGCAGCCUGAAAUCAGCCGUGGACUCGUUGAAAAGGUUACUCAACUCGACGGAAGCUGGACACGGUGCCCCGUGGGAUUCGCACUGCCUCAGUCGGCAGCACCUCGGGCCGACGCUCGAGCCAGACGCGGACCUCGGGCUGGUCGCCGAGGCGCGAGGACUUUUGGAGCCCAGAGCGUUGGCCGCGCACUUGACUCCGAUGCUCGUCAAUAGAGCCGACAGUCCGCUGCAGUCGAGCUUGGAGAAGGAGUCGUGUUUGCUCGGCAACGCGACAGGCGGCACCUACGUCGGCACCUCCGACGCGAGAGACGUUGUGUAUCCCGACUGGACCGAAGGCAAAGCCCGUCAAGUGGCGGCCGAGUAUCUGGAAGAAUACCUGCAGCGGCUGCAGUUGGGCUUCGUCGUGACGAGGGACGCUUGGCCGAGAGACCAGGCGACCCACGGCGUGUCCGGCCAGAGCUUCGAUUAUUUACCCGAGGAGUUGCGCAGUCUGAUGUCGAGCGGCACGUUGCCGUUCGAUCUGCAGCGUGGCCGACACUACACCGUCCACAACGCCUACGCCCCGAGCUUCGCCGACUUCGCGGGCGCCGCGGGCGUGGAACUGCGCGGCCACGAAUGCAACUCGCCCGACGUCGAAGCUACCUGGUCGACUCUGCGAGGCGUCCUCGAGGCUGGAGUGCUGGAGGCGAUGACGGCCCAAGUGCCCAACGCCAUGUACGUGUGCGGGGCCAAUCGAGCAAGGAUCGACGACGAGCUUUGCGUCAGGUGGUACGCGCUAGCUGUCGCGUGGCCGAGAAUCCUCGCAGUGCCGGAAAAAUCGCCUCUUGUCGGCACGCGACUCAGCCGCAGCAGUGCGAUUCAAGUGGCCAAUCUCCUGAAACUGCGUGCCACGCUGACGACGUAUCACAGAACAACGCUGGCCAGCUUUGCCAAAGACGGCUCGCCUAUACUUGCCGACACCGCCGUUCAUUUUCCCGACGACCGACAGCCGCCACGCGCCUCACAGUUCCUUUGGGGCGACAGCAUCCUCGUUGGUCUCGUGUUGCUACCUCGUCACUAUCAAGUGCCAAUGUGGUUACCGAGUGAGCAUCCGUGGAGGCAUAUGCAAGGUGGUUCGCCUGUUGGGCCUUCAAUCAACGGCAGCAGCAUCCCUGUGACCGUUCCGAUGGGCAAAGUUGCUCUACUCGUUCGGCCUGGUCGUAUUAUUCCAGUUCAUAAGGGAGCGGCCGACAGCAGCGCGACAACCUCAUCGAGGAAUUUGAGCCUUGUGGCCAAUCCGAUCUGCGACUUGUCGAGCGUCUGCCAAGCUACGGGCCGAGUCUACUUCGGCGACGAUGCGUCGACGGGCGAGUUCCUCUUGAUCAGCUAUUCCAACGGGAACUUGGCGUUGUCGAAAGUGAAGGAGGUCCAAGAGGCUGGUUGUGGCAAGUUACCUACGAUCGAAACAUUCGAGAUACUCGGGACUACGACUUACACGAUAAACUUGAAUGUUUGCGAAUUACAGGGCGAUUUUGAUGUUCCGCUGAAUGAAACGCGUAGCUCGGCCAUUUAAUUAAGUUAACGAGCUUCGAAAUUACACAGUUGCUCACCUCGAGGAACGUACAUGCUAAUGAGGAGAGUUUACCGAGAAGGCAAAUUGUUUUUUCUGAAUUUAAUAGCUAUGCAUCUCGCAAGAGCGGAGAGGAAAAGUGUCGUCAAAUGCAUCCUUACGCGUCGAGAGUCGAUCGAGCAUGCACUAUGGCGCAAAUAAACAUUCGACGAAAACGGUUUUCCAGCUAUUCCGUUUUAAUGAAAAGUGGCGCAUCUGCCUCGUUUUGCUCUCGCAUGCUCUUACCGUAUCGUCAUUUAUGACAGAAUUUUUUUUUUUUUUUUUUUUCAAACAAGUCGAACGGGUUAUUAUUUAAUGAGUUUACAGAUGUAUUUGACGCGCAUCACAUAAAAAAAAAUGCACUUUAGCACGCUAGCGAAAGAGUUUAUUACAAUAGAAAGAAACGUUAAUCAACAAGUCGUCUCAUUAAGACUAGGCAAAUUGCCAGCUCGGAACACUGGAGUUGGACUUGGUGCGACAUAAUUAUCAAAAUUAGCCAGCUUCCGCUUGGAAUCUGUAAUAUAAUCAAUGGCGGCGAGUAAUUUACAUAACUUGUACUUGUUUUAUUUUCCAAUAAAUGAACGACAA